CCUUCAUAUAUACUCCUCCUUUCAAUCUCUAAACUAAUAUAUACAUUUUCUUCAAUUUCCUCCACUCUCCCUCCACAAAAGAACUUCCACAAUGAAGCCACAAGCUUCCUACCAGAAGAAGAGCUCAAUCUCCUUUUACAUCAUCUCCUUCUGCUUUGUCUUCUUCGUUGUGAUCCUUUAUGGUGAAGAUUUCAGUUGCAUCCUUAAGCAAUCAACGUUGAAUUUGCAGGAGCCUGAAGAGGAGAAACCAGAACAGCUUCUUCCAUUGCAUGUUGAGCAAGAGAAGGAUUUAGUGCUGCCUUUUGCGGUAGAGAGGGGAGAAAAGGAAUGCAAUUUGUUCAGUGGGAGUUGGGUUUAUGAUGAAGAGACAAGACCUCAAUACCAGGAGGAAGAGUGCCCUUAUAUACAGCCUCAGCUUACUUGCCAAGCUCAUGGGAGACCUGACAAAGGCUAUCUUCAUUGGAGAUGGCAGCCUCAUGAAUGUGAUUUGCCAAGCUUCAAUGCCACCUUCAUGCUCGAGAAGCUCCGAGGAAAGAGAAUGAUGUUCAUUGGCGACUCCUUAAACCGUGGCCAGUAUGUCUCACUGGUCUGCCUCCUCCAUCGAUCCAUCCCUGAAAACGCAAAAUCCAUGACGACCAAUGGUUCUCUCACCAUCUUCACAGCCAAGAACUACAAUGCCACAAUUGAGUUCUACUGGGCACCAUUCCUAGUUGAAUCAAACUCAGAUGACGCCAUUGUGCACAGAGUACAGGAUCGAAUUGUUAGAGUUGGAUCCAUUAACAAGCAUGCUCGGCAUUGGAAGGGCAUAGACAUUAUGGUCUUCAAUACAUAUCUGUGGUGGAUGACAGGACAGAAGAUGAAGAUUCUUCGAGGUUCCUUCGACAGUGAGACGAAGAACAUCACUUUGAUGGUGACGGAGGAUGCUUAUAGAUUGGCUGUGAGGAGAAUGAUGAGGUGGGUGGAGCAUAACAUGGAUCCCAAAGAAACCAGAGUGUUCUUCGCAAGCAUGUCUCCUUGUCAUGAGAGGAGUGAAAAUUGGGGCGGUGAGGCUGGGGGAAACUGCUAUGGAGAGACAAAGCCUAUAGAGGAUCCGAAUUACUGGGGGGUUUGCUCAAGAAAGAGCAUAAUGAGUUUGGUUGGAAAUUUGUUCACUGGAACAAAGAUUCCAGUGACAGUUCUUAAUAUCACUCAGCUCUCUGAUUACCGAAAGGACGCUCACACUUCCAUCUACAAGAAACAGUGGAACAAGCUGACACCAGAGCAGCUCGCCAACCCAAAGAGCUAUUCUGACUGUGUACAUUGGUGCUUGCCUGGUCUUCAAGAUACAUGGAAUGAGCUCUUGUAUGCUAAGCUCUUCUUUCCUUAGAUACAGUGCUUGAUCUUUUUUCAACGAUUUAUGGAAGUGCUCGGCCUUGGUUUUUGUAUUUUUUGAUUUGUUGUUGAUGUUUAAUGUUGUGCAGUUCUAAUAGGACAGUUCAAAUUUUCUCUGACAUUGGAGAGAUUGCUCUCACAAAUGCGUUGAUUUUUCUGCAUUACAUUUUGAAGGGUUGGACUGUCU
Molecule: messenger RNA, 1558 nt
Organism: Dendrobium catenatum
Lineage: Eukaryota; Viridiplantae; Streptophyta; Magnoliopsida; Asparagales; Orchidaceae
Product: protein trichome birefringence-like 33
Exons: 6
Coding region: 92-1366 (424 amino acids)
Cellular component (GO): Golgi apparatus
Molecular function (GO): O-acetyltransferase activity
Source: RefSeq, a predicted model, not a curated record